AUGCUGGUCGGCCUGAUAGAGGGAACAAAGGUUAACUGGGCAAAAGCGGUGUUCCACAACUUAAUGGACAUGCCGGCCCCCGGUUCCACAGGUGGCCGAAAGAAGGCAACCGGCAAGAAAGCGGCCCCAGCCAAAGAAAAGGCCGAAAGCAAAGGAAAAGAGAAAGUCACUUUCUCGGAACCGCCGCAGCAAACGGAGGAUGAAGAAUCGGCUUCCCACUCUGAAAGAACCGAUACAGAAAAGACCGAUGAUGAAAGAUCGGCCAAUGAAGAAGAGCAUUCGGGCCAGAGCCCCGAUAAUGCCGGACCUGACACCAACCCUGAGACCACCGAGGGUGGUGAAGAGGGUGGUGAAGAGGAUGGUGAAGAAGGUGGUGAAGAAGCCGGUGAUGAAGGCGGCGACAAAGAUAAUGAGGAGGCCGAAGAAGUAGAGGCCGAUAGGGUAACUCUGAAACUCCUAAAGGGCGCCAAACAGCGAGCCGAGACAAUUGAGGAGUUAUACCUGGAAUGGCACGAGCAUCGAUUCGGCGAGCCGUAUAGGCAAAUCCUACCGGGCUACAAAGACGUGGAAUGCAUCCAUAGACUGAAGGAAGUGGAGGACGUGAUCAUGAAUCUCACAAAAUCCAAUACAAUUGAAGAGGUAUUACACCGAACCUACCUCUUAAAACCACAGGUACAACUACGGAAGCUAACCACACGCAUCCGGAAGAUUACGGAGAAGUUCGAAGAGGUGGGACCGGAAGACACCUUAACACCGCGGGUGUUAGAAAGGCUUGAAAAAGCAAAAGGAGACCUUAUUCAAGAAAUUGACCGGCUGGAGGCAAUGUACAGUCAAAGGGAAAUACCGGUCUAUACUGCUCCCCGGAUCGAAACGAGUCCGGAUCACUGUCCAACACCUCUAAGGGAGAAUGCGGCAUCAAAAGAAUCCGAUGAAAGGGCGGAUCCUCUUCUCACCGGGCAAUCUCCACUUACACAACCGGAAGUCUCCGAAUCAGACUUCACAAAGGAAUGGGUUGAGAGCCGUCUUCAAAGGUUUGAAGACUCAAUAACAGAACGGGUUGAUAGCCGUAUUCAAGAGUUUGAAGACUCCGCGGUUCAGCCAUUGAGGGAGAGAUUCCAGAGAACCGUUGGCUCGGCACUCAAGUUCGCCAACACCACAUGGCAACAUUUGGAGGGAACGAAAGAACGGUUCUCAGAAAUCGAUGAAGAUCAACAGGAAGAGGCGGUUCUGCGCAGCAAACACCUAAAGCGAACCAUGAUUUUGGAAGAUACGACUUCCGAGAUAAAACAGGACUUUGGCCGGCUUGAAAGAGAGACCGAUCAACGAUUGGCGGAGGUUGCUGAGGACCUGGCGCUUUCCAAACAAGUUGCCGAACUGCUGAGGGCUAAGAUAAAUGCGGAUGUCGCGGCUGUAGAGGCUGAUGCCCAAGCGGCUAAGAAGGUCCAGGAUGAGCUGGACGCCGAAGCAAGUAAAGAGAAGGAGGCACCGCGAUCAUCCCUACUUACCGAAGAAGAAGAGGACGCCGAGCGACUUCGAAGGGCAGAGGCCAAGUUCCCGGGACUUACAAAGAAAGCAGUCGCUCAAGCUGCGAAGGAUGCUGCGCGAUUAGAAAAGGGAAAGACGGAGUCUGGAAGGCUUCGCAGACGACAACAAAAAGAAAAAGGCGGCCUCUUCUGUUUCAGUUCCGACAAAGCGAAAGAGGGAACCUUCAAAGAAAGUUCAAAUAGCCGACCUGCUCAAUGA
This is a messenger RNA of Impatiens glandulifera, 1743 nucleotides long. Its product is annotated as coiled-coil domain-containing protein 27-like. NCBI's taxonomy places the organism in Eukaryota, Viridiplantae, Streptophyta, Magnoliopsida, Ericales, Balsaminaceae. Bases 1 to 1743 code for a protein of 580 amino acids. The transcript has 3 exons. The record is from RefSeq and is a predicted model, not a curated record.